CACGGCGUCGAAUCAUAGGUGGGAGGAGCCACUACUGGGACCUUUGACCCCGCUCAUCCUCAUUUGCUUUGACAAUCAAAACAGAGGCUACAGUACGGACGGAUGACGGCAUAAACACGCGUCUCCUUAGAGCUCUCUGCUCCAACAAUAACAACUGAAUCUGUUUGUUAUUGAUGAAUAUAUUCACACUGAUUAGAUAACGAUUUGGUCAUUUCAGAGAUAAUAAUCUUCAUUAUUAAAGGAAUACUUUUGGUUAAUACAAUCCCCGAGUUGAGGGCUGAUGCCACUCUUAUUUCUAUUUCCUGGUAUCAAUCUUCUCAUCUAACUCUGCACAAAAGCGUGUAUUUAUCAAUUACAGUAUUUUUAUUUAUUUAUUUGAUUAACACGGGACCAUGUCCAAUAUUAAACAUGAAUGUGACUCUUUGAUGCUUGAAGCUCGUCUGACAGACGCUAUGUUUUGUUUUUGAGGCCAAUGCGGAUAUUUGAGUGAUUUAAAAAACGUAGAAGAAAACAUGUCGGCGUACAUCAGAGACUCGACACGAUCAACCAUUUGACGAGAACCCUUAAAUACGAUGCUUCGGUCCCUGCUGCUGCCCAGUCACGUCAGACUGAGAGCUCAGCUGGAUGAGGUGCUGGACAUGGAGCUGAUCCAGCAGCAGGUCGAUCACGGGGCUCUGGAUCUCCACCGACUGGCAGGAUACAUCACCAACACCAUGGCAUCCUUAUGUGCACCUGUACGUGACCCAGAGGUCAGGGCCCUGAGGGGCCUCGGGGACCCCGUGGAGCUCCUGAGGGGGAUCUUCCGCGUCUUGGGCCUGAUGAAGACCGACAUGGUGAACUUCACCAUCCAGAGCCUGAGGCCUCACCUCCUGCAGCAGGCCGUGCAGUACGAGAGGGCCAAGUUCCAGCAGAUCCUGGACAAGCAGCCGGCCUCUCUGGACCACACCGCCGCUUGGCUUCAGGCCGCGGCGUCGGAAGAGGCGGCGGCCGCCGGAGCUCGGUCUGAGUCUUCCAGUCCUGACAGACGAGGUCCCGUCAGCGCCACCGCCGUCCUCGACCGGGCCUGCGUGCGUCUGCUGCGCUGGGACCCGCGAGACCAGAAAUAUCCAGAGACGGUGCUGAUGGACCGAGCCCGCCUGGACGCUCUGGGCCAGCGGCUCCAGAUGCUGGUCCUGGAGGCGUCGGUGCUGCUCCUGACCAACGCUCAGUGUGGGGACGCCGUCUUCUCCCUGCAGGGGUUUGUAGGUAGACUCAGGCAGUCCGUCGCUGCCUUGCUGGAGGGCAGUCACACCAGGGAAGCUGACCUGAAGGGGGCGCUGCCGGGGCUCGGGGAGACGGUGCUGCAGCUGUUGACUGAAGCUGUGAGCGACCAGGGAGGAGCAGCGCUGCCUCCGGAGAGCCAGCAUCUGCUGAAAGGACAAAUAUCUGAGCUGUGGAAGCACAACCACCCUGUCCGCACACUCAUAGGGGAAAGAGUACAGGGCUUCCUCCGGGCCACGCUGCAGGGCGGCCUCGCUAAAAGGAGUCCAGAGCCGCCCGCCGCCCUCAGGCUGGUGGGCGCCGAGCUGGCCGAGCUGGCGACGGCCUUUGGGCGAAUCGUCCACUUCAACCGAAGCGUCUUUGGUCCUUUCUACGCGCCCGUCCUCAGGAAACUGCUGUUCCCACCAGGAGAGGACGAGACCGGAGAGGACUCGCGGUAGGCCGAGGCCGACCCGGACGACCUCUGACCUCCAACAUAAGAUGCCAUUUGGCAUCCAAUGCGUCGGCUACAGUGUAAAUACAGCGAACGAGAAUGUUCAAGGGGAAAAAGACAUUUACAGUCUGCAGAUUUUUAAAAAAAAAACGAAAUGGUAUAUUAUAUAUACUAUAUAUAUUUUUUUUUAGGUGUUGACAAAGAAAAAUAAAUUGCAUUGGUGCGUCUUCACCUCACAUUUGAGAGCACAAAACAUCAGGAAAACAGUGUGAAACAAAAAUGAGUAGCGGCUUUUACCCACCCAGAUAGUUUUCAGUGUGCUAAUGAAAAGAGUCUCAACGAGAGACUGAUUAUGAUUCUGAAAUGUUUUUGAAAAGGUAAAUUAACUGAAAAAAAACCCCUUUGUUGGUUUUCAGUUCACUUUAUCUCAAGAUAAACACCCUCAGGAAAAGUACCAAAGAUUAUGCAUACGUUUGUAAAUAAUACUUAUAUUAGUUUUAGUAGGUAGCUGGUUUCUCUUCUCAUCUUUAUGUUUAUAGAUGUUCAUGUUUAAUUUACCAAAGACAGUGCAAUUUUUUCUGAAUUCAUUUUUUUUUUUUUCAUCUUUUGAUUAUAAACCAAAGAUAUUCUCAAUGUUUCCCCACGGUUAAGAUUAGUGGGAGGUGGUGUACCAAACGGGUGCUUAUUUGUAAACGAAUAUCCAAUUAAUUAAUUUUCCAUUUUUCACUCUGCUAAGCGUCACCUUGACACAUUUUAAUCAGUAUUCUGGGGAAAUGAUUACUGUAUACACUUAUGAGUUAGUUAGUUAUUACACGUGUAUAUACAGCGAAACACAAACAAACAGAAUGUGACGGAUUACUCUUAGUUGCACUCAGCGAGCAUACUUUCAUAAUGUACGUAAAGGAAAACAUCAAUGGUUACCAUAAAUAUAUAUAUUUUUUAAAACACAAUUUAAAUGGUCUUGAACUUUAAAGCGAAACGGUUUUCAUAAAACGAGUUAAACAUGUGAGGCCCUCUCACUAAAGCUUGCACAAGUCAGUUGAAUGUAAUAUAACAAUACGCACACAUCUCUUGUUGAUGUAUUGGUUGCACCAUCCACUAAUCUCCAUAGCAGGGAAACACUGAUAUUGUACAAUAUAGUUCCCAUCUUGUUAUAUUCUUCACUCUAAAGUUGAAACAGCUGGUGUAAUGUUUUCUGUGUUUUACUUUUUAACCAUAAAACAAAAUCAAUGCUGACAACAGA
Molecule: messenger RNA, 2936 nt
Organism: Cyclopterus lumpus (lumpfish)
Lineage: Eukaryota; Metazoa; Chordata; Actinopteri; Perciformes; Cyclopteridae
Product: T-complex protein 11 homolog
Exons: 7
Coding region: 573-1700 (375 amino acids)
Biological process (GO): regulation of sperm capacitation
Cellular component (GO): sperm flagellum; acrosomal vesicle
Source: RefSeq, a predicted model, not a curated record